CACUCCACUCCACCGCGAAUUCAUCACAAUGGCUCCUAAGAGGAUUCUCGUCGAAAGGGCCGGGCCUUCUCGGAACCGCCAACCCAAGGGUGCCAUUGCCUCGACCUACGAUGCCCUGACCUCCCCGGAAAACGCCUCUAUCGUUCGCAGCAUCGCAAUCUUCGGCGCCUCCGUCGCCUUCCUCGCCAGCUCUUGGGGAGAGUUCCUGCUUCCUCCCCAAUAAUCCGGGUUUCUCGAAUUUAAUAUCUUUCACACCCUGUACAACUCGACGACUUUCGCCGCGCUAUGCCGCCUGUACAUUAGAAAUUGGGGGACGGGCAACGACCUCGGGCCCUUGGAGCUUCUUCGGAUUUGAAAAAGAUGUCGCAUCCAGGGAUGGCGGGGAUACUGUGUACACACAGCAGAUACCGACUAUAAUGACUAGAAUUCCCAUCUUUUGAUCAUGUUCAAAGGAACGUGUUCCGUUUUUCAGUCGGCAGGCAUGAAUUUCGAAUAACGCGACCCAUUCGUCGCAGGCCUCGUCCUGACCACUCAGGACAGCUUGUGGUGGCUCAGACAGGUUUAGAAUAGCGCUGCGCGCAUUGCUAACCACAUAACUCCCAGCACUUCUCCUUUCGGCAGCAUUCGAGGCAGCUCCGGCCCGCAUGCUAUCUCACGACUCAAAGCAGCAGCCCGUCUCGGGUAUGGGAUGACUCGGAUGCUACUGUCAC
Sodiomyces alkalinus F11 is the source of this 710-nucleotide messenger RNA. RefSeq lists its product as hypothetical. The record is from RefSeq and is a predicted model, not a curated record. The transcript is spliced from 3 exons. NCBI's taxonomy places the organism in Eukaryota, Fungi, Ascomycota, Sordariomycetes, Glomerellales, Plectosphaerellaceae. Bases 29 to 223 code for a protein of 64 amino acids.